Molecule: messenger RNA, 1130 nt
Organism: Ruditapes philippinarum (Manila clam)
Lineage: Eukaryota; Metazoa; Mollusca; Bivalvia; Venerida; Veneridae
Exons: 4
Coding region: 23-895 (290 amino acids)
Molecular function (GO): protein binding
Source: RefSeq, a predicted model, not a curated record
AAGUCAUAUUACUUUAGUAAAAAUGGCGUUAGUAAACUUUUCGAAUUUUCUUUGUUUUAUUCUGUGUGUCAUGGUAUCUACGAAAGGUACGUUAUGUCAUUUGGAUUUUAAUGACGGGAUGAUACUGAAACUCAUCGAUAAAGUUGAAAGCAUGCAGGAAAAGAUUAACAAGUUGGAAAAGGACAACCGGGAUCUGAAACAAUCUAUAAGUGUGUUAAUAGGAACUACAGCACGAUUUCGACUACAUAUAGAUGACCUGACAAACAGGGUGUCUAAAUGUGAAGGGAAAGAACCUGAGACUCAUAGUAGCAUUGUGCAACUGAGUAACAAUGUACCUAAAAUACCUUCAGACGACAGAAGUGAAUCAAAUAUACAACAGAACUGUCAGGAUAACGACAGAGACUCGGAACAUACAAAUUCUAAACAAAAUGUUCACCGAAAAAAUAGACGUCAAACGUCGGAUAAUAUUGCAUUCACUGCGUAUUUGGAUCACGUGAUCAGAAAUUUGGGCAAAGACCAGCCAGUCGUGUACAACCAGAUUCUUCUAAAUGACGGCCAAGCAUACAGUGACAAAACCGGAAUAUUCCGAGUGCCUGUUUCCGGGGUUUAUCUUCUAUCUUGGUCAGUGACGGCCAGAAAGUUACCAGGAGAGCAUGCAUAUGAUGUAUGGGUCAAACUUGUUGUUAAUGGAGUUCAUCAGGUAGUCAUGACAGGAGCAGUUGCUGAGAGUAGAGACGAUUGGGACGAUAACCAGGGAAGUAACUCUGUCGUUUUACGUCUGAACCAAGGUGACGAGGUAUGGACGUCACAUUACUUCAGCUACCCGGAUGUGUUUGGUGACGAUACUGAGAGAACAGCAUCGUUCAUGGGUGUUCUUCUUUAUGUUGAUCAAUGAAAUAUUGCACUUAAAUAGUACGAGACAUUAAAUCAAAUAUGAAAGUUUUGUAUUCAUUUAUAUUAAUUUGGAUAGCUGAACGAAUAUGGAAUAUGAAGAUAUGUAUAUAGGAAUGGCACACCUCUUUCACAUCAACGACUAACAUGCAAAUGUCUACAAAUAAAUUUGCUGUUUAAAGAACACAAUACAUAUUUUGAGAAAUUUAGAAGGUGAUUAAAAAAACGGAGUAAAUUAA